ACGAGUGUGGAGAAUGGGCCACGCCCCUUCCAAACCAGUAUUCACUAGCAUCAGUAUUAAAAGCACGGAAUAGCACGCAAGUGUCACUCAGAGUUGAUCCAGCAUGGUCUACAGUAGCUGUGCGGUAGACUGUUGAGCGUGGUGUGUCUGGUCCCGAGGAUAUCGGUCAGUGACGUCAGAACCUUUGUCUGGUGUGCCUCUCCAUCAGGCCCCACGAUAUAAGCAGACUUCAACCCGGAACACUGUUGGUCGGCCAGGGCUGCUGUCUCCAUGGUGCUGAGUUCCAAUUCUAACGGCUCGUCCACCGGGUCCACUAUAGGAGCAAAUUGUGUUCGGAACAACCUCGACAGCGGAGGCAGCAUGUUCCUUAAGGUUUACUCUAUCACCAUUCUUCUGCUUGACCUCCUUAGUCUCAUUGUCAAGGUGAUUUUUGCUAUUCUGGAGUCCAUCUUCCAGACCUUCACAGGCGGCGCCGAAAAGUCAGUAGUCAACGAAAUUGUUCUGGUAACGGGAACCGGACAUGGUAUCGGGAAGGAGCUGGCACACCAGUACGCUUCGCUCGGUGCAAUUGUAGUGUGUUGGGACAUAAAUCAGGAACAGAAUGAUGAGACAGUCCAGGAGCUAAGGAAGAUUGGCUGCAAGGCCUACGGAUACAAAUGUGAUGUGGCGGACAGAGAUUCCGUUUUGGCGUUGGCUCUGAAGGUUAAAGAAGAAGUAGGCGAUGUUACCAUUUUGGUAAACAAUGCUGGCAUCAUGCCCUGCCAUCCAUUGUUACAGCACAACCAUCAGGAGAUACGCAAGAUAUUUGACAUCAAUGUUCUUGCACAUUUCUGGAUGCUGGAGGCGUUCCUUCCGAGCAUGAUCCAAAACAACCGAGGCCAUGUAGUCGCUCUCUCAUCCAUGGCUGGAGUGAUGGGUCUCCGCAAUUUGGUGCCUUACUGUGCAUCAAAAUAUGCUGUGAGGGGCCUCAUGGAUGCGCUGAAUGAAGAACUGCGGGAAGACGCCCGACAGAUAGAAGUCAAGUUUACUUCUAUCUUCCCCUUCAUCGUUGAUACAGGGCUGUGCAAAAAGCCAUAUACAAGGUUCCCUUUCCUGCUAAAUUUCGUACCAGCCAAGAAGGCAGCAAAGGCAAUCAUCACCGCCCAGAGACGAAAUUACAGCGAAGUGUCGAUCCCGGGUAUACUUCUGCAUCUGAACAGUGUGUUGAGACUUCUCCCCUUAAAAGCAGCACAACACCUGAAGGACUUCAUAGACAGUGGUGUGGACUCUGACACAACCUGAUGUUUUAAUAAUAACAAAGCAUUGGAGCACAAUUAAAUAUUAUAUAAAAGACAAAGGAAACAAAAUUUACUAAGAAAUUGUCGCCAUUUAUAAAGGGGAAUUUCAGAUUAGAAGGGAACAGUUUUGUAGGUAUUUUGUCAUAAUAAGCAUGUGAUUUGUUGGAAACGUAAUUUGUAUUCUUGAAAUGCCUUUAAUGUUUCCUUUUAGAACAUAUAUAAUUGAAAUGUUUUGAAAUACUUGCAUCUUAGUUUAUAAUGAGCAUGUGAAGAUGAAUGACAAUGCACUUUGGGAAGAGAUAUUGGUUAAUAAUUGCAAUAUACCAUAAAUAUACAGAUUUGAUCUAUUGCUUGUGCGUAAUUAACUUUAUAAAAGACUUUGCCCAUAUUUUUAAUGGCGUUUUAAGUCGACUGUAGAAAGAAUUCCUAUAGAUAUUAAUAAAAUAAAUAACUAACACUUUACAGUGUCAAUUAUGGAUAUGUUGAUUAUGAAGUAACAUGCACCUAGUUAUGAAAUUAAUUGAAGUAAAAUAAAGUUUAAUAUUCUAUUUUAUAAAGUGAACUCUGUGCUUCUUGAAAAUGUACUUUUAUUAUGAUAUGCUUUCUAAUAGUAUAGAGAAUUUCAAGCAUAAUACACACAUAAAACAGUACAACUUGUGUGAAAUUGCAUUGCAGUUUUACAGUCUUUGUGCUUUGAAGUACUGAAGUUAUCUGUAAAUAUAUGAAGGAUUCCCAAAAAUUUGUACACACAGCAGCAACUUUGGUGGCCACUUGUCAGUCAGUUGCUCACGACUUUCAAUUGUGUGAUGUAGCUAAUGGUGGUCAUUUUAAAUACCUGCAUUUGAUUUGCUAAUUCAUCAAGUGUCAAUGCUAAUGUAAAUAAUGAUUUAGUUUAUUAAAAUGUCUAUACUUCAUUCAUUCAGUCAAUAUGUAUGUAUACACAAUGUUUGAAAUAUUUUGUAGUUGAUUUUAAUGCAAUGGUAGAGAUAAGUAGAAAAAGGCAGACAAACUGUUACAGUUCAACGUAGGUAAUCCUUUUGUGGCUACAAGUUUAUCUCACUUGAGUUUGAGAACAACAUGUAGUCGCGUAUUUUUCUCAAAGAAAAUCUUACCAAAAUUUCUUAGUCAAAAGUUUAGUUCCACCUUACUCUGACAGCUAAGAACAUUUUUUAAUUCAUGAUUAUUUACUCAGUAAUAAAUCUUAUCUGCAAAUUCUGUAUCAUUCCUAGCUAGCAUUUUCUGUAAAAUGAUGAUUCUGUUAAGAAAUAUGUCUGUUCAUUUAAAAUUGGCUGUUCCUCGUAAGAAAUCAUUACUAAGAAUCUAUACUGCUUUUAACAUCACAUGCAAAUAAUGCAAAAACAAAAGUAUGUUCUGUGUAAGUUUUAUCAAAAUGUGGUGAUGAUUUUGAAUCGUUCUUUGAUACGUACACAAUUUUAUAGCUGCAAAUAAUUAUAUUAUUCUUACCCAAAACAGAAUGGAGCUUUGAUUAGGGAUGAAGUAAUUUUCAAAAAUAAUUUGGUAUGUAUUAAUCACCAAAAGAGUCAUUGACAUGUUCAUCAUUAUUAAAAGUUGCUUUUUCUUACAGCCAGAGUUUGCAGUAAUGACCAAAAUCUGGUUCUGAAAGAAACUAUUAAACGACACUGUCCAACUAUGUGAUCUCUAUAUUUCUUUCACAUGCUAGUUCACAUUUCAGUUCAUAUUAUAGCUUGUAUAAAUUUUUAUUUGAAUCCCAUCCUUAGUAUUUAAUUUUGAAUUAUGAGAUACUCUUCUAAAUAAAAUAUAAUGUUUCAGUAUAAUGCAAUUUAAUUAACAGAAAAUUGUAGGUGCACAAGGUGUUAGACACAAAAUGAAGUGUGUAAUUAAGUUCACAUAAGCAGCAGUUAGUACAGAAUGUUCAUCACUAGAAUAGGAACAACGCAACUCUUGUGUGUAUCCAUUUAUAUUGCAGGAGAUAAGGAUAAACAAGUUUGUUGGUUCUUAUAAUGAUGAUUACUUUAUUACUGUUGACUCAACAGUAAUAAAGAAUCAUACUAAGCAGUAUGAUGUUAUUAACACAAGUGUUUUUUACACAGUAACCAGUUCUCUGCAGAAUUACAAUGCUAAUUCGUUUGUAACUACCUUAUACAAUCACCUGAAAUUUCAUGACUAAACAUUUUUUCAAGUAACAUAUAAUAUAAUAGUAUAAAAUUGUAUGUUUAAAUAACUUUGACUGGUGAAUGGAAAAGGAUUUGGAAGGAAGUGACUGUGGUGUAUUUUAAGGACAUUGCCAGGAGGAAGUAAUGGAAACCACAAAAAUCUCAAAUCAAGUUGGCAUGUGUUUUGAUCAAUUAUGGAUUAAAAACCCUCUGAACAUGAAAGAAUAGUGAGUCUGUAAUAUUUUUUUAGGUUAAGGACACAGUUUCCCAAUUUGGGUAUUCAAUGUGUGCCAUUUUCUACCAGCAAAUGUGUGUUUUGCAAUUAACAUCUGUAGUUUAACUUCAGGAUUCAGUUAUAGAAAUCAGGAAUGCAAACUGUUCAUUUAAAUGUGUUAUUUUUCUUAAUGCCCUGUUUCCCAUUAUAUGUGCCUUCAGAAUUACAUAAUUUUAAGCACUGACAUGAAAAUAAAAAUAUUUUAUGCAUAAA
This is a messenger RNA of Zootermopsis nevadensis, 3899 nucleotides long. RefSeq names its product Lipid droplet subset dehydrogenase 1 (gene Ldsdh1). NCBI's taxonomy places the organism in Eukaryota, Metazoa, Arthropoda, Insecta, Blattodea, Termopsidae. Gene Ontology annotation, molecular function: oxidoreductase activity, acting on the CH-OH group of donors, NAD or NADP as acceptor. Gene Ontology annotation, cellular component: lipid droplet. The record is from RefSeq and is a predicted model, not a curated record.